CUAUUAUGGAAGAAAAAUAUCAACAUAAAUUCAGAGAAAUGUAACAUUGAUCUUUACUUACACUGGUGUUCUACAAGUGUUUGAGUCUGUAGAAGGUGAAAUUUACUUAUAAGUAAUAAUGGUACGAAUAAAGUGGUCAUUGACCAAUGCUCCAAACAUUCUUAGGCUUAAUUUGAAACAGAAAUGGUGGAAUUUUCAAAUUAUUAUAAAAUCAUUAUUUUAUAAUGAUUUUUUGAAUUGGAGCUAUAUAUGUGAUAUACUUUUGGAACCAAUGUUUUGGUUUGUAGAAAACUUUACUGCUUGUCUAGGGCCGGUAUUUGUGGUGAUGGUGAGCCUUUUAACUGCAAGUAUCGUGUACAUUGCAUAUUACAUUGGUCUACCAUAUUGGUGGGAAAAGAGUCCAUUUAUGACAAUAAUCCUUCUAUUGGUUGGAAACUGGUUGCUGAUAAAUGUAUGCUUCCAUUAUUAUAUGGGUGUAAAUGUUCCAGCUGGUUAUCCACCUCAAGGUAGUCUUAUUCCAGAGGCUGUGAGUAUUUGUAAGAAAUGUAUUAAACCAAAACCACCCAGAACGCAUCAUUGUUCUGUGUGUAACAGAUGCAUCCUGAAGAUGGAUCAUCACUGUCCAUGGUUAAAUAAUUGUGUUGGCCAUUAUAAUCAUAGACACUUUUUUCAAUACAUGGCAUUUACAGUAGUUGGUAUUUUAUUCAUAAUGCUGUUUGGCGUUGAAAUAGCAUAUCAAGAAUUUUUCCCAGCACAAGAACCAGAAUUAGAUGGCCAUCCAGUGCGUAUUAAUAAUUCCGAAAUAAUUCCUGUGACCGAAUCGCUAGAUCAUUUAAGUGAAGAAGAAUUAGCUGAAAUAGCUAAACAAGCUGCAGAUACAAAUACUAAAGAAUGGAAACGAAGACUUAUAGUUUUUGCAGCAUUAAUUUGUGUUGCUACUUUUGCGGCAUUAGGUGCUUUGACAUGUUGGCACGCGGGUCUUAUCACUAGAGGAGAAACAAGUAUAGAGGCGCGUAUAAACAGCACUGAAACGCAAAAGUAUAAAGCACUUGGUAAAAUAUAUCAAAAUCCAUAUAACUUUGGACCAAGACAAAACUGGAAACUAUUUUUAGGUGUUACUGGCAGAAGUUGGUGGCAUGUAUUUUUUCCAUCAAAUCAUGGUCCAGAUGGAGACGGUCUUACAUGGAAAACUAUUCACGAUACAAAAAUAUCUUGAGUAUAAUUCUAACGCCUAGAAACGGCAAUAUCAGCAUUAUUUUUUACAGUCAUGGUGAAAUCACUCUUACAGAUUUAAAAAUCUUCUAGUCAGACUAUAUCACUACAACAAUACAAUAUUACAUCCAAUUCACGUUUUGCAUAGUUCGAAUAACUUAAUAUCAAUGUAAAAAUCACAUCAGGUUUUCAAAUUUACAAUAUCACUUAAUUAUACUAAACAUGUAUAUACACGUCACAACAGCUA
This is a messenger RNA of Osmia bicornis bicornis, 1459 nucleotides long. RefSeq names its product palmitoyltransferase ZDHHC16. Gene Ontology annotation, biological process: protein palmitoylation. The coding region runs from base 119 to 1216 and encodes 365 amino acids. Gene Ontology annotation, cellular component: Golgi apparatus. The record is from RefSeq and is a predicted model, not a curated record. Gene Ontology annotation, molecular function: palmitoyltransferase activity. NCBI's taxonomy places the organism in Eukaryota, Metazoa, Arthropoda, Insecta, Hymenoptera, Megachilidae. The transcript is spliced from 7 exons.